GACACAGUGGUGGCUCUGCAGGCUUUGGCUCUCUACUCCACCCUGGUGUUCAGUCCAAGAGGUUCCAGCACGGUUGCUGUCCAGUCUCCCAGCAUGCAGCUGUUCUUUGACGUGAACCAGGACAACAAGCUGCUCUACCAGGAGCAGGUGCUGAUGGGCGGGGCCGGAAAGUACAGCCUGCAGGUGAAGGGAUCGGCGUGUGCUUCAGCGCAGAUUUCUCUUCACUACAACAUCCCAACUCCUAUUGAUGUCAGCACAUUGAUGGUGGACGUCCAACCAGAAGCUGACUGUGCCGGCGCCUCUAACAGACGCAGGCUUUCCCUGAAAUUCAAGAGCUUAUACAGUGGAGAGGAGGGCACUACAAACAUGGUGAUCCUGGAUAUCAAAAUGCUCUCUGGAUUUGUCCCAGACCCAGAGUCUUUGAAGAAGCUCAAACGUGCCGAGCUGGUGGAUCGUGUGGAAGAAAAGAAAGAUCAUGUUAUGGUUUACUUUAAGGAGUUGCAGAAAGACAUCCCCAUCAAUCAUGAAUUAAGGCUCAUACAGGAGCUCCCAGUGCAGAACCUGAAGCCAGCUGUGGUCAAGAUCUACGACUACUACCAGCCAAGUGACCAGGCUGAGACUCAGUACAUCUACCCUUGUGUUGCAGCCUGAACACUGAUGUUGUCUCGAUGCUCCCAGUAAGAUUCGAAAUAAACCUCCAUUUCAUUCCAA
Molecule: messenger RNA, 711 nt
Organism: Labrus bergylta (ballan wrasse)
Lineage: Eukaryota; Metazoa; Chordata; Actinopteri; Labriformes; Labridae
Source: RefSeq, a predicted model, not a curated record